UCAAAUAAAUUAUAUUCCUUCGGUAUCGCACAGUGUUAGUCAAUUCUUAUUAGUAAUAAUUAAAAAUAAGGGAAUAAGCCUGAUUACUUUUUACUUAUUUAGUAAUUUAAAUUUAGUAGUAUUUAAUGAAUCAAGUGAAGUGAAAUUUGUAUUUUUAAAUAUUCGGUGGCGUAUUUUAUAAUUUAUAAAACAUUUUAAGCUGACUAAUCACUGAAGACCAGUACAAAUUAUAUUUUUGUUUUGAAUGGACCUAUAGAAAAUUUCAUGUUUCGGAUAAUCAUACCUAGUGGAUUAAAAUUUAUUUGACAGAUUGUGGUUUCCAAUACAGUAUCCAGAGCUUAACUGUAUUUGCAGUUAAUUAUCCAACAUGGUGUCGUCUGCCAUGAAGAGUGGUUUGCUGAUGGGCUUCGGCUCCGUCGGCGUGGUGGUGGGAGCGGUCAUGCUGGUCUAUUGGCCCUCCAUCUUCUUCGCUCAGCUAAGAAGAAUGAUGAUUCUUACGGAGACAUCUACUUCAUUCGGAAUCUGGCGUGAGAUCCCGAUACCGAUGUACCUGGAAUGUUACAUGUUCAACAUUACCAACGUGGAAGAGAUCCUCGCGGGGAAGGCGGCCAAGAUCUCGGUGCAGGAGGUUGGACCCUACGUCUACAGGGAGACCCACACUAAGGUGGACAUAGAGUGGAAUGACAACAGCACUGUGACGUUUUACAACGAGCGAUAUUGGUACUACGAGCCCGAGAUGUCAAACGGCAGUCUGUCAGACUUGAUCACCAGUGUCAACCCCAUCGUGGUGACGAUAGGGCACUUCAUGCGACACAACCACCCGAUCCUCAACAUCCCUGUGGACGCGUUCCUCAAGAUGUUCCACGAGCACAUGUUCGUUACGGCCAACGUGUCCAAGUGGAUGUUCGACGGUAUCGACGACCCCGUGCUCACCGUCAUCAAGACCAGGUUCCCCAAGCUGCCCAUCGACAUACCCUACGACAAGUUCGGCUGGUUCUAUGAUCGCAAUGGCUCAAAGGAGUUCGACGGCCGGUUUUUAAUGAACACAGGCGCGAGCGAAUUCUCGAAUCUCGGCAACGUCGAGAAAUGGAAGUACUCGAAUAGGACGCUGUACCGGGAUGAGUGCGGAGAGGUCCGGGGCUCCACCGGGGAGUUGUGGGCGCCGGAGCUAGGGCAACAGGAGAUCACUAUCUUCGCACCGGAUAUAUGCACAUAUAUGACUCUCGCGAAGAACAGCUCUGUGAGGAUAGAUGGCAUAGACGGGGUGAUGUACGUCGCUAACAGGUCCGUCUUCGAUAACGGAUACAACUACCCUAAAAUGGCGUGCUACUGCGACGAGGUGCGAGAUCGUGACUGCGUGCCGCCGGGCGCACUCAACGUGUCUGCGUGUCGCCUGGGCGCUCCCGCCUUCGUGUCGCGACCACACUUCCUGUACAUGGACCCCCACUACCCCGGCAAGAUAGACGGACUGCGACCCACAGAAGAUAUGAACUUCAGGCUAUCUCUGGAGAUGUAUACCGGCAUGCCGCUCAACGUGGCUGCUCAGUUGCAGAUCAACCUGCUGGUCAGGCACGUGCCGGCUAUGACUUUGAACAACCGGCUGCCGGAUGGUGAUACGCUUGUGCCGAUGUUCUGGUUCCGGCAGGAGGUGCGGGUCACUGACCGGUACGCACGACUGGCUCGGUUCGCGCUCGGCUUGCGGAGUGGCAUGCCCUACGGUUUCUACGUGCUCACGGCGAUAGGUGUUGUAUUAAUAAUGGCAUCCAUUUGGAUACUGAUGAAGAAGCUCCUGAGGUCACCCGAAACCUCGCCCAUACUUCAAAACUCAUCGCAGGAGAAUAUUUCCGAUGAGAGAUAGUAAGGAUUAUCUGCAAACAUUUCAUAUUAAGCUAAAGCCGACUUUAUCCCGACGUUGCAUAUAACGCAACAUAAUAUACUAUUUGAUUUAUGGUUUUGUUAAUAUAUAUACUAUAAAAAUCGGUAACAGUGAAUGUCUAAUAUUACUGUAUGUAAUAUUUGACUUAAAGUUACUAUUUAAUAAUGUCACAUCGACUAUAAAUACCGUAACGGUAAGAGACCCCGCAAACUGCAGACUUUUGAUCGGCCGAUAGUUUGGUUGGAUUCUUAAUCAGUAUGAAGAUGUAUGCGAGUGCGCACAUUAUAACGAUUCGGUAUUGGCCGACAAUAGAGUUUGAUGGGCUACACGAUUGCCUUCAAACUGAACCGUCAGCAAACUAUCGGCCGACUGUUAAAUAAGUGCAGCGCUCUUCUAGGCGCGCACACCAUCGAUUGUUUAGUCAGCCAGACUCAUCAAUAGCCGAUUUAAAACUAAUAGCGAAUCGUCCCUAAAACUGUCGGCCGAUAGUUGUCUAGUGUGCGCACUCAUCACAGAGCCAACUGUUUAGUCGGGCCAGUGUGCGCACUUAACAGCCGAACUCAACCAAACUAUCGGCCGAUCGAAAGUCUGCAUUUUGCGGUGUCUCUAAGAGUUUAAAAUACAACCCGGUUACAUUAUCUCUGGACGUGACGCCGAUGACGUCACAUCGUCGCUUAAGUACGGUGUGCAAAACAAGCAUCACUUGGAUAUUAUUAUUAAUAAAUAAACAACUUCAUUUUGCAGUGUUAUAGAUUGAUCUAAAGGUGUUGUGUUGUGAUGCUGAUUAUUAUUAUAAUAAUGUUGAAAUAUCAAUUCAAGGAUAUGGGUUAGAUGCAAAAAGUAUUUAUUUUUCUGCCAGAACUAUUGUAGCGACACAUAACAACUGACAACGAAAGUCAAAACGUAACAAUAACAAAAUAUCUAGACAUUAAGUAAUGUUAAUGAAACUGCAAACCGUACUAACGAAACAGGACGAGCGCGAGGGGGUGAAAGGCUAACGGGAGGGGGCUUCACGAAGUCCAGAGAUAGUGUGGCCGUGUAUUAACUGUAUUGUAACUUAAAGUUACCAUUUAAUAAGGACAUAUUCAUGAAGGUAUAUAAAUACUCUUGUGUACUACUAAGUAUGAAGUACCAAUAAGUAUAACACUUAUAUAAAGAGGUAUUAACAGUUAAAAUACACACAAAUGUGUAAUGCUUUUUAAUCUUGGACAAAUUAACCACUGGACGCGUAACGAGAGCCGUGUUCAUCCUUCUUGCAACUUACUGAGCCUAAUAGCCUCAGUAAGCAAUAUGGCGUUGUCAGUAUGACGCGAGAUCUCGAAGUGACACAUUAUAACAAAAAUGGGCAAAAUGCGUUCUUUUCGCGUGUUUUAACAAUUUCCACCUAAUAUGGUACCUAUUUUUUGGUAUUAUAAGUAAUUUAAUUAAUUUGAUGGGAUUAUAUUAUGUAUCACUCACUGACCUUGUAUAAAUACCAUUGGACAGGCUUUUCCAUAUGUUUGACAGCAAAUUUUGCCACAAAGCGCCACUCGCGAGCGUCCAGAGAACUAAUUUUGACGUAUUAAAACAAAUGGCUGGUAAGGAACGAAAAAUACUCUGAAGUAUUCUUGCAAUUCGAAUUAAUUUCGUUCGUUUUCCGUGUUAUUUAUUCUUCAAGAAUCAACGUUAUAAAGUAUACAUUUUUUUUUGUAAGUAAAUAGUUUCCCAGCAUCUAUCGAUGUUGCUGAGGUUGUCAUCACUAGUUUUAGUACCGCAGACUCUCGCUACAUGGCCAACAGCGCCAAAAUGUCGAAUAUCAAACAUCCACAAAAGCACUUUGACAGCCGCCAGUCCAGUGGCAUAUACAUAUGUUAGAGGUCAGUGGUAUCACUGAUUCAUUCACUUGUCAUUUUUAUUUCUUGUAUAGCUUGAAGCAAUAUUGUUAUAAUCAGAAAAGUACCUUCAACCCGCGAAAAUCUGUAGAUCGUGAUUUCAUAUGUUCUUCUUCGGUUUAUGUCCAGUUGUUAAUGAGUCUAAGUUUUUUAUCUGUCCAUGAUAUUUUGAUUAUUAAAUGUGAUAUUAUAUCUAUACUAGUUUAUAAGGAAUUGUUAUUGUUAUGUUAUCUAUUUAUAUUAUCUAUUUGCCAUUAUAGUCAAAUAUUGAAAUCACUAGGAAAAUAAAUUGUAAAUAAGUGACUAUUUGUACGGGUACGUAUAAAUAAUAUGUAUUCGUACAUACUACAUGUAUUCAUUUUUUUUUAAAUUACGACACGUUAUGUCGAAUCGGCCCUUAUUCACUAGUAGGUAGUAAAUUAACACUAUAAUUUUAUGUUUAAUCACAACGCAUGAGCCGAGCGUAGCGUGCCGCGGCAGGGGCCGGCUAGUGCCAGAACCGAAUCGGCCCUUGUUCACUAUUAAGUCUCAAAGACAAAUUUAAAUAUUGAUAAAUUGUUUGUACCCGUACUAAUAAACUCAGCCGAAAUUAAACAAGAAAAAAUAGUAUUUUUCAACUGUUAAUAUUGUAUAAUUCAAAUUGUUUGCAUCGAUAUGUUAUGCUACGAAGGUCCACUUGUUUUUGUAAAAUACCUAUUAUUAUAAAUAGCAUGCGACUAUAUUAUACUUCAGUGACUAGGUAUCUGUUUAAUAAGUAGAUAUCGGACAUCCAUUUUAUCUUAUAUUAUAGUAAAUGAAAAAGUGACUAGACAAUAUUUUUAUUAAAUAAAUAUAUUAAAUUAUUAUAUAGUUAAAUUUAUUGAUCAUGUAUAUAUAAAAUGAUUGUGUGUUUAUAUUUUACAUACGUUUUGUAUUUAUUAUGUGUUCAACGAAAAGCUAGAUAAAAUUUAUACGUAUUAAUAAUAAUAAUAUUGACACACUUUUUACACAAAUUAUCUUGCCCCAAGUUAAGCAUAUAUAGCCUGUUUUAUGGGUUACAAGACAACGAUAUAUUCAAUACAAUAUACUUACUUAAACAUACAUAAAUACAUUUAAACAUCCAUGACUCGGAAACAAACAUCCAUAUUCAUCAUAUAAAUGCUUGCACCUACCGGGAUUCGAACCCGGAACCUCUAACUUAGUAGGUAGGAUCGCUAACCAUUCGGCUAUACAGGUCGUCAAAUUAAGUAUUAUAAUGUACUUAGAUUCCAAGUAUAUUAAAUUUAUAAAACCGUUAGAUUAACAUACACACACAUAUAUACACACACACAGCACACAAAGUUAGAUACAUAAUAAUAGUAAUAUUGACAAACUUUUUACACAAAUUAUCUUGCCCCAAAUUAAGCAUAUAUAGCCUGUGUUAUGGGUUGCAAGACAUUGAUAUAUUUAAUACAAUAAACUUACUUAAACAUACAUAAAUACAUUUAAACAUCCAUACAUAUAAAUCAACUUUUAUUAUGUUAUUAAUAAUAAUAAUAAUAAUAAAAAUAAUAAUGACGCACUUUUUAUGCCCCAAGUUAAGCAUCUAUAGCCUGUGUUAUUGUGAGUAGUUUUUUUUUCUCUUAGUUUAUAAUAUUUAUGUUAAGGUAAACUUGUUUAUAAUUACAUCAUAUUAUGUUUUUGCUAUGGAAGAGCGGGGCCUCCAACUACAGGCAACUCAUGCAUAAAAGGAGACCACAACACUAAUAUUGUAUGUUUUUGUAUUUUGUUGUAAUAAAAAUAAAAAAAACAUAACCUAUUCGGGCCCAUACUAUAUUGGCACCCAUCACAAUAUUUAGGGUACACUUAAGGAUGAAAAUCAUGUGCUUUGAAUAACUUGAAAAAAAUUACUGGGCGAAUGAGACUUAACAUCUUAUAUCUCAAAGUGACGAGCGCAAUUGCAAUGCCGCUCAAUUGGCAAGGCGUAUCACUUCCGUCAGUUGAACGUGUUCCAGUAACUUCAGUACUAGUUCAGGAGAAAGAUUUUUUUACAUCAUAAAACACAACAUCGCACCAUAUUUCUUUCGAUUCUAAUUAAAAUUGUCAUUGAUGUUGAAUAAAUAGUGGAUAUAUCACACGUUUCACAACAAUAAUAGCUGAUUUUUAUAGACACAAAUAAAAGUAAACAAAAUAUCUGUGCAGCGCUGUCAAGUUUGUUUAGCACACCGGGUGUGCUGACCUUGAAAAAACCGGCACGCAUGGCGAAACAAAAAAUCUAAUCACUCUAUCUCAUUUCUUUACAUAAGACUCGCAUAAGUUUUUCUUUUUCUCGUUUGAGUGAGACGGAAGCUAUCAAUUAGUCUAGUUACUACACUUGGGUCUAUGGCCGCGAAAUGAAACAUCUCCUCUCCUAUCCGCUUUGAUGGAAUCCGGGCCUUAGGAUGCUGGUGUCCUAUGUAACUUAUAAAAUACUAGCAUAUAGAUCUCUUGACAGACUGACAAUGGGUGACCGAUUUUGAUUUGUCGGUGUGUGCGUUAGCUAGUUAGCGUAUUCCAAGCGUGACAGCUUACGACUUGUCAAUUAAAAUCGGUUAUAGUUUUGUUUACAAUGGUGCUUUUUUUAGCCGUGAAACAGUGAAAUUACAAAUGAGACUUAAAAUCUUAUGUCUCAAGGUGACGAGCGCAAUUGUAGUGCCAUUGAGAUUUUUUGGGUUUUUCAAGAAUCCUGAGCGGCACUGCAUUCUAAUCGGCUACUACCAUCAGCUGAACGUCCUGCUCGUCUCGUCCUUUUUUUACUUUUUGUGCUUUUCUUUUUUGCUGUAUCUCCGUUAGAGCUCUUCUCUCCCGCGCGGUGUGUUUGUCUAUAAGCUAGUAUUUUGUAACUUUAUGGUGCUAUGUAUGUGAUAUUCGUAGAGAUAAAGUGGCAAAAACUGAGUAUUGUAUUUUGUAAGUGAUAGAUAUUUCGAUAACAAUUUCACAGAAUCAAAUUUAAAUAAAAUACUUUUUAAAAGAACACAUACGAGUUCUGUCUUUAAUUUUACGUUUGUGCGUACACUUUAAUAUGUAGAUACAUUAUUUCUUGUUAUUUGGGGUUUUCUUUGAGUUUUUCUGACAUGCUUCUUCAUGCUCCCUUAAAUGUCAUUGCUUGUGGCGGCGACUUGGAACGGGUCGUUCCCUUCCCUAAAAUUUGGUCGAGAAAGGCGAUGGCUGGUCCAUGCAUCAUACUGUUGUGACCGGGAGCUACUUGUGGUGGCCUGACAUCAGGAACUCUAUUCAUGUUGUUAAUUGUUUAUUUACUUUAUUAGGGCCAAUGAACAGUAAUACAAUAACAUUUAACUGUAUCUAAUACAUAUAAACCUUAAUUAUUAAUUGUGAAACCAACUAUAUUAGCCACAGAUAAAUUAUAUGAGAGAUAUACAGGUCCAUCUAUAUAAACAAAAAAUAUAAUAUUUAAGUGCUUAGAAACUAAACGAGAAAACGAAAUUAAAGGAGAAAAGAAAAAUAUCGAAGCAUAGUGCAGAUUAUAUAGACUAUAUAGACUGUGUUAAUAAAUAUUAUUGUUUAUAACAUAAGCAUCAGUUUAUCGCUUUCAUUUACUAUUUACUAUAUUAAAUUAAAUUAACUUAAAGUUGAAUAAUUAAUUUAAACUUUUAAAUCCAUAAAUGUUCCAUGACUUAUUCAGUGAUUUACGGCCAUUCUCAAUAUUUAGUCUAUCUCCGGUUGUGGCCUUUUGGAGAUAAAAAAAACGUAACUAUCGUUGACUUCUGUCCCAAUAAACUUAUCGACGGUAAUUCAUCUUAUCCGUACACCCUGUCUGUCAAUAGGAGGCCGUAUAGCUUACCAGAGAUAGAAGUUUUUAUAGAAAAUACAACAGUGAACUGGCGAUAAGAAUGACUUAUCGGGUAUAUUCGGACAGCUUCAGGUUAAUGACAGCUAAUUACCUACUGACAGUAGAAUGUAGUAAUUCAUCUCUAUCUGUAGAUAGUAUAUUGGGAACGGCCGUUACAGACCAAUAUUUUUUUUCUACUAACUUAAAUCUUCAAUACAUUAGCUUUUUUAAUUAUAAGAGUAGACCUGUGCCUUUAAAACAUGAAAUAGUACUUUAAGGUGAAGAGUAAGCAGAAAACACGCAAACAUGGUGUUUUCAGACAAGUUUUGUGGUGAAAAUAUAGCAUUUCGAGCUAUGAACAUUACUUAAUCCUGUUACACAUAUCCUUAAGUCUUGUUUGUAGGUUGCUAAUGCUUGCUGUUGGUUAUAGUUAACACUCCCGAGCCUUUUUGAACUACCACUUUUCUUUGCAGUUAAACAAGUUUUUUGGCAUAGCAGGACGCAUUUUUUAGUACUACUCUCAGAAAAGUUAUUCUUAUAGCUUGUACUUUUUUGUGUAGGUACAUUUAUUCAGAUUAGUAGUGAAUAACGAGGAUUGUAAACAAAUAAACUGUUUUCCACGCAAGAACUUUGAAAAUAUUGGCUUUGUUACAUAGAUGGCAAGCCGGCAGCCGUGAACUCAUAUCGCUCAAGGUCGCUAGCAUUUAGUGUCGCCUUUAUAUCUAAAGCCGGGUCCGCUGCGUGUGCCGUGUUUUCGUGUUUGUCAACACAAUAACAUGUUUAAUAAACCGAUAAGGGGCGUGUUUAACUGUUUUGUUAAAUAAAACAUUUUAACAUGUUUACCGCGACAAAUUGAUAACAUCACCCGCGUUCGCCUGCGCCCUGCGGGGAGGGAAAUUAACGCAUAUUAUGUUAGCGGUCACUGAAAGAAGACCUGUUAUUCGUAGAUAGCGAUAAUUCUAUUUGGUUUGCUUGUGGAAUAAAGAAAAUACUUUUAUUUUUUAUACAACUGAUAACAGAAAAAGCGGUAUUUUAGAAUAUUACAUUGGUAGAUCAUAAAAAUAAAUACAAGCUGUAUACACUGUCGGAAAUAGCAAACAUUUUCCGAAUAGCAAAAGAGGAAGACAAUUAAAAGUUAUUUUCUUAAAAUUAAAUUAAAUUAUACUCCUUAUUUUUGAAAUGAAACAAAAACAGGUGCAGCGGACGGACUGUUUUGCUGACUUGAUUUUUUAAGGCGAAGAGUAAGCAGAAAAGACGCAAACAUGGUGUUUUUAGACAAGUUUUGUGGUGAAAAUAUAGCAUUUGGGGCUAUGAACAUUACUUACUGCUGUUACACAUAACCUUAAGUCUUAUUUGUAGGUUGCUAAUGCUUGCUGUUGAUUAUAGUUAACACUGCCGAGCCUUUUUGAACUACCACUUUUCUUUGAAGUUAAACAAGUUUUUUGGCAUGGCGUGACGCAUAUUUUUGGUACUUCUCUCAGAAAAGUUAUUCUUAUAGCUUGUACUUUUUUGUGUAGGUUAAUUUAUGCAGAUUAGUAGUGAAUAACGAGGAUUGUAAGCAUAUAAACUGUUUUCCACGCAAGAAUUUUGAAAAUAUUGGCUUUGUUACAUAGAUGGCGGGCCGGCAGCCGUGAACUCAUAUCGCUCAAGGUCGCUGGCAUUUAGUGUCGCCUUAACAUGUUUUAUUAUAAGUUUUUAUAAAACAGCGGAUUUGGCUUUAUAAAAGCAACUUUUUGUGACGUUUUGUCUUUACUUAAAAUGUAAGUUGAGUUGAGUUAAUGAUGCUGAUAAAUGUCAUAGGUGACCAUUUAGGUGACGUUUGUAACUCUUUAUUUAAUAAUUAAUUUCUUUUGUAGAUUUAAUAAUAAGAUAGCAAAAAUGUUAAUGUUAUUGUUAUUGUUGAAACGAGACGGUUUUAUAAAUAACAGUUAGCAGUUAAAUUGAUUGAAUGAUAUUCAUAUAUAAUAAAGUUGUUUUGAAAUAAAUGUAUAUUUUUAUUGUA
Molecule: messenger RNA, 9536 nt
Organism: Leptidea sinapis
Lineage: Eukaryota; Metazoa; Arthropoda; Insecta; Lepidoptera; Pieridae
Product: protein croquemort-like
Exons: 11
Coding region: 368-1858 (496 amino acids)
Cellular component (GO): cytoplasm; membrane
Molecular function (GO): scavenger receptor activity
Source: RefSeq, a predicted model, not a curated record